Phialemonium atrogriseum is the source of this 1477-nucleotide messenger RNA. RefSeq lists its product as uncharacterized. NCBI's taxonomy places the organism in Eukaryota, Fungi, Ascomycota, Sordariomycetes, Cephalothecales, Cephalothecaceae. The transcript is spliced from 2 exons. The record is from RefSeq and is a predicted model, not a curated record. Bases 207 to 1250 code for a protein of 347 amino acids.
UCGCCAGGCUGAAAGCCGCUUCUGCAAGGCUGACAGUCGACGACCCCACAUCCCUGCAGUUGUGACGGAGCUGUCAUCGACCUUUUCUAACCUCCUGGAUCUGUUCAAGGUUUAACCAUUCGACAUUCCAAAGUACUGAAUCUUUGGUAUGCAAUAGUGAACUCUCUGUUAUGCUCCGUAUUUGACCUUCCGGUUGCCGCAUUGCCAUGGCGCCAAUCCGCCGCUACCUGAGGAUAACCAAGUACUCGGUUCUCGAGUGCCGCAUCUACCUCGACAACCCGGCGCUGGCGCAGUCUUGGCUUCUGAACCCAAGGGAUCCUGUGCUGCCCAGGGUCAUCGACACAGUCCGCCCGCUCGUCCUGCCAAAGCUACGGGAGGAGAAGGAGCGCGAACGUAGCAGGAAGAAGGGGGCCAAAAAGAGAAACAUCAAAGACGUGGUCACGGCGGAUGACUUCGAGGUGUCCAUAUUCCUGACAGAGACGAAUACCCGACACUCGUUGCUGUAUAAGCACAAGCAUUUCAGGGACAAGACACAGACAAAACUGACUUCCAACUCGACCAAGCUUACCGGCGCAUCCAGCGAGGCGCCAAUCGAUGUCGACGGCGGUUUCCCAGUAGCCAGCGACGAGACGCCGGCGCUGCGCCGCGAGGAGAGCGAUGACAACGAUGCCAUCAUCCUGGACGACAUCCCUGCGAUAAGCGAACCGGAAAUAGAAACAGACCUAGGCAGCGCCAAUCGGCCAUCAAAAAGACGGCGGCGAGGGCAGCCAGCGGACGACGGGGGCGGUGAAGGUUCAGACAAUGGUGGUCUCGAAGUAAUCGAAUCUGACCUAUCGGCAGAUGGGUCAGACGACGAUGGCGCGGGCAGUGCUGGCAGUGACAGCGAGUCCUGGACGGACGACCAGCCGCCAUCAAAGCGGCGCAAAGAGGGCGAGGUUGGUCGCGACAGUGCGGCGCGCGACGAUAAGAAGAAACUAGCCAUGGAUAUCUCAUACGAGGGGUUUGCCAUCUACGGCCGCGUGCUGUGUCUGGUGGUGAAGCGCCGGGGUACUGGCGGCGGCGGUAGUGGCAGCGGAGGCAGGGGCGGGACGUCUGUUUCGUCCCUGGCCAAUAAAUCCCAGACAGGCCCGCCAGCCGGUCAGGCCAUGAUGGAGAAUUGGAUCACGUCGACGCAGAUGCCUACUGCCGCCGAGGGCGACGAACUAGAGAGGCGUGAUAUUGGCGGUCUGAGUGCCAAAAGCCGCGGUUAGCUAACGAGGUAUCCGUGCUUCUCGGAAUAGUGGAUAUUUGCAAGCCAUCAUCGUACGACCAACGCAAUACGAGCGGUGGCCCUGAGCUGAGAGCGACCAGUGAACCUCCCUUCGUGCGGCACUACGAAGUACGAGCAUAUGAGGCUGAGGCUGCUUCAACACGCCAUGCGUGACUGGUUUGAUACGGGCUCACGCGUCACGAGAUGAGGCAACGUUAAGCGGGCCGC